GUGACUCCAGUGUGAUUUUACAGGUUCAAGAGGAGAUUAUUGAAAUGAAAGAUGUCUUUUCAGUAAAACUAAAACGUCGACGUUUUGCAGGACAGAAAAAAGGUGGUACUUUGUUGGGUAUCACAAUUUUUAAAUGCUUGAAUAAAGAAGAAAAUAAACUGACAGACUGUGCAAUCCAUUUAAAUAACUUAAGUGAAGAUCAUUGCCAUUCAUGGUUUAGACAUCUAAAGGAAAUUUUGAAUGGUUUUCAGAAUAGACCAAAAUCCUUAAAAGUGUUUGUUAAUCCAAGCAGCCACAAAAGAGAAGCCACACAUGUUUAUUAUGAACAAGUUGCACCUCUUUUUAAACUUGCUGACAUCAAAACUGAUGUCACAGUAACUGAAUAUGAAGGACAUGCUCUCUCAGUACUUAAAGAAUGUGAACUCCAGGCAUUUGAUGGGGUAGUUUGUGUCGGUGGAGAUGGAUCUGUCAGUGAAGUUGCUCAUGGUCUACUACUUAAAGCCCAGAUAGAUGCUGGAAAAGACACAGAAUAUGUAUUAGCGCCUGUCAGAGCACCAGUUCCUCUCGGAGUAAUACCAGCAGGUACUACUAAUAUUUUGGCCCAUACUCUCUAUGGUAUUAAGCAUGUGGUGACUGCAACGUUGCACAUUGUAAUGGGACAUAUUCAAGCAGUAGAUGUCUGUACUUUCAGUACUCCAAGCAAGCUGUUGCGGUUUGGGUUCUCAGCUAUGUUUGGGUUUGGUGCAAGAACACUAGCUCUGGCUGAAAAACACCGUUGGAUGCCCUCCAAUCAGCGGAAGGACUUUGCUUUUAUGAAAACGCUGGCAGAUCUCAAGCCAGAGGAAUGUGAAUUGUCAUUUCUACCUCUACAAAUUCCACAGGAAGACUCUCAUGAGAUUGGCAAAAAGAAGAAAGAGAAAAUUAAAAAAAAGGGUAGCAAGGAUCAAUGGCACGAAAUUCAGGGUCACUUCCUGAAUGUGAGCAUUAUGGCAAUCCCUUGUCUGUGUUCAAUGGCACCAAGAGGCUUGGCACCUAAUACAAG
Molecule: messenger RNA, 1042 nt
Organism: Mesitornis unicolor (brown roatelo)
Lineage: Eukaryota; Metazoa; Chordata; Aves; Mesitornithiformes; Mesitornithidae
Gene: CERKL
Product: ceramide kinase-like
Exons: 9
Molecular function (GO): kinase activity
Source: RefSeq, a predicted model, not a curated record